CUCAUAACAUCAGAUCUGCGAUGUCAAGAUAUUAUAUGUCUAUUUAUGAAGUGACAUGGGAUGAAUGGUGUUCUUGUUCUCAUUCGAGCGUCUCCUAUCCGAGCGAAAAUGGCUUAGGGCGAAAGAAUAUGAUUCUGUGCUAUGAUUUAGGUAGGCCAUCUUAAUGGACAGUUCAGCAUCAUGUUGGUUUCCUUGAAACUAUACUCCGCCAUCAGUUUAACAUGAUACAGCGUGAUCCUCUUCUAUAUAUAACGCGCCGUAUAAACGUUCUCCAACACGAUGGAGCUUCAAGCUUGGCUCGACACCACUUUCAAUUGUUACCUUCUUGUACAUUUCGCUCAUGGGGCAUUUUUGGAAUGUCAAUAUGGCUACUACUGGUUAACAGCGUCUCCAGGGCACGAAUAUACAUGGGAUGUAUAAUCACAGCUCUAUACAUCUUUGCCACAAUCGCUGCCAUUGCCUUAUGGAUCUCUUUUAGGGAGGCUUUUGUCUUUGGAACAUCUUUCCGGGCGCGAUACGAUUUGGUGGUUUCAUCUGUGUUGUUGGACACUAUGAGUGAGAUAGCAGAAGCACUGAACUUUAUAAUUGCAGACUGUAUUAUGAUGUGGCUGUUUACUUCUUAAUGGUCGCCUUUUAGAUCUGGCGUUGUUGGGUUGUAUGGGGACACGAUUGGAAAGUAGUGACCACUCCGAUUUUUUUCGUCAUCACCGAAAUAGUCUGCGGAUGCAUUCUUAUAGUUCAUCAGAUCAAGGCCGACGAUUUUGCGAUAGAUUUGGCUCUACCCACCAUGGC
Guyanagaster necrorhizus is the source of this 792-nucleotide messenger RNA. RefSeq lists its product as uncharacterized. The transcript has 6 exons. NCBI's taxonomy places the organism in Eukaryota, Fungi, Basidiomycota, Agaricomycetes, Agaricales, Physalacriaceae. The record is from RefSeq and is a predicted model, not a curated record. The coding region runs from base 222 to 623 and encodes 133 amino acids.